This is a messenger RNA of Cyphellophora attinorum, 2550 nucleotides long. RefSeq names its product Alpha-glucuronidase A. Gene Ontology annotation, cellular component: extracellular region. Lineage: Eukaryota; Fungi; Ascomycota; Eurotiomycetes; Chaetothyriales; Cyphellophoraceae. Gene Ontology annotation, biological process: xylan catabolic process. Gene Ontology annotation, molecular function: alpha-glucuronidase activity. Bases 1 to 2550 code for a protein of 849 amino acids. The transcript is spliced from 2 exons. The record is from RefSeq and is a predicted model, not a curated record.
AUGCGCGCCGCACUACUACUUCUCCUAAUAAGCCUUGCGGCCGCAGAGAAUGGCAUCGAUGCCUGGCUUCGCUAUGCCCCCAUACCUGAGGCAAACAGCUUCAAAGAUUUCGUGCCAUCCACAAUAGUAGUACUCAACGAUUCGCAGAUCAGUCCAGUGUACACUGCCGGCCAAGAGCUCCAGCAAGGCAUAAAUAGCAUCUUGGGUCAGCGAUGUCAAGUGGCCUACGAGGGCAGCGACGACUCUUCGAUCAUUGUGGGUACUGUUGAAGCCUACGCUUCCACCGGAGGCAGUAUCGACGGGCUGCAGGAGCUCAUUGCUGAUGGCUACUACAUCUCCACCUCGGCCGGUGGUGUCUUGAUCCUGGGCGAAAACGAGCGCGGAGCUCUUUACGGCGCCUUUGCUUUCUUGGAGACGCUCGCCACAGGCAAUCUCUCGGCAGGCUCAUAUGCCUCCAACCCCGACGCACCAGUCCGAUGGGUGAAUCAGUGGGACAACAUGAGAGAUGGCGGCACCCACGGCUCGGUCGAACGAGGCUAUGGAGGCAAAUCGAUCUUCUUCUGGGACGGCCAGUACGCCAGGCUCCUCGCCUCGAUCGGCAUCAAUGGGAUUGUGAUCAACAACGUAAACGCUAACGAGACGACAAUCAACGAUACCAACAUCGAGGGAGUGGCUCGUGUCGCGGACGCAUUCCGACCAUACGGCAUCCAGAUUGGGCUCUCGCUCUAUUUUUCCUCGCCAGCCAAUCUGUCCCACCUGGACACCUUCGACCCGCUGAACGAAGAAGUCAUAGCCUGGUGGAACAACAAGACAACCCAAAUCUACAGCCAUAUCCCGGACUUCGCAGGCUACCUCGUCAAAGCCAAUUCCGAAGGCCAGCCUGGACCCCUGACCUACAAUCGCACGCUCGCCGAAGGCGCCAACCUCUUCGCCCGCGCCCUUCAACCCCACGGCGGCACCGUCAUGUUCCGUGCUUUCGUCUACGACUCCAAAACUCUCAACCAGACCACGAACUGGAAAGCCGACCGCGCCAAUGCAGCCGUCGAGUUCUUCGACGGCCUCGACGGAAAAUUCGAAGACAACGUCGUGAUUCAGAUCAAAUAUGGCCCCAUCGACUUCCAAGUCCGCGAGCCCGUUUCACCACUAUUCACCCACCUCGAAAAUACCGCCACCUCAAUUGAGCUACAAAUCACCCAAGAGUACCUCGGCCAACAAGCGCACCUAGUCUACCUUCCACCCAUGUGGCGCGAACUCCUAGACUUCGACCUGCGCGUUGACUCCCAACCCACACCAUUAACCUCCAUCCUUAACGGCUCCCGCUUUGGUACGAAGCGUGCAGGAGGCUACGCCGGCGUCGUCAACGUCGGCACCAACACGACCUGGCUAGGCAGCCACCUCGCCAUGUCGAACCUCUAUGCCUUCGGCAAGACCGCUUGGUAUGGCGCCUCUGCCCCGUCACCUUCAGAGAUAAUCGAUACGUGGACGCGUCUUACUUUCUCCCACGACCCGACCGUCAUCUCCACCAUCAACGCCCUCAGCCUCGCCUCAUGGCCCACCUACGAGAACUAUACCGGCAAUCUGGGCCUGCAGACCCUCACCGAUAUCCUGCUGGGCCACUAUGGCCCCAAUCCGGCCUCUCAGGAUGGGAAUCCUUGGGGACAGUGGACGCGCGCCGAUGGGAAUAGUAUCGGCAUGGAUCGGACUGUGAGCAAUGGGACGGGGUUUGCGGGGCAGUAUCCCACGGAGGUAGCGGAGAUGUAUGAGAGGAUUGAGACGACGCCGGAUGAGUUGAUGUUGUGGUUUCAUCAUGUGGGCUAUACGCAGAAGCUACAUUCGGGGAAAACGGUGUUACAACAUAUCUAUGAUGCGCAUUAUGAGGGCGCGGCGAUGGCGCAGACGUUCCCGGUGCAGUGGGAGGGGUUGAAGGGGCUGGUUGAUGAGGAGAGGUAUGAGCAUGUGUUGUAUCGGUUGAGGUAUCAGGCGGGGCAUAGUCUGGUGUGGAGGGACUCGAUUUGUAAUUUCUACUUCAAUAAGAGUGGGAUUGCGGAUGAGUUGGGGCGCGUGGGGAACUAUAGGUACAGAAUUGAGGCGGAGGAGAUGGAGUUGGUGGAGGGGUACAAGGUGUACCAGGUGAAGCCGUUUGAGGCGGGGAGUGGUGGUGGAUGGGCUAUUGCUACGAUCGCGAAUAACACGAGGGGCGUGGCUGAGGCAAGCUUGGAUGACUUCUUCGAGAAGAGUGGGUUGAGUGAUGGAACGUACGACGUGGCGGUGAACUACUACGAUCAAGCUUUGGGAAACUCGACCUGGGAAUUGUGGCUGAUGGAUGGUAAUGGAGAGGAGGCGCUAGUGGGUGAGUGGAAGGGCGAUCUAGAGUAUAACUUGGGCAGGGCGCCGAGUCCGUAUAUUGAUGGGCAGACGGCGGCGAGGGUGACGUUCAACGGAGUGCAGGUGGGGAGGGAUAUGAAGUUGAGGAUUGUGGGCGUGCCGGAUGGGCUGGAGUCAGCCGCGGUGGAUUAUGUUAGUAUUCUGCCGGAGGGGGUGGUGGACUAG